CUGUGCCUGGCCCCUCCGUGGUCCCGGCAGCCGCCAGCCCCGGCCAGCCCCGGCCAGCAUGCAGCAGCAGCCCCUACCCGGGCCCUUGGCCCCUGCGGCCGAGCCCACCAAGCCUCCCUACAGCUACAUCGCUCUGAUUGCCAUGGCCAUCCAGAGCUCACCGGGGCAGCGGGCCACACUCAGUGGCAUCUACCGCUACAUCAUGGGCCGCUUUGCCUUCUACCGCCACAACCGGCCCGGCUGGCAGAACAGCAUCCGCCACAACCUGUCACUCAAUGAGUGCUUCGUCAAGGUGCCCCGCGAUGACCGCAAGCCAGGCAAGGGGAGCUACUGGACGCUGGACCCCGACUGCCACGACAUGUUUGAGCACGGCAGCUUCCUGCGCCGACGCCGACGCUUCACCCGGAGAGCAGGUGCCGAGGGAGCCAAGGGCCCUGCCAAGGCACGCCGUGGACCCCUCAGAGUGAGCAGCCCGGAUCCAGGAGUCCCCGACGCCAUGACUGGCAGGCCGUGCCCCUUCCCACCGGAGCUGCCAGAGCCCAAGGGCUUAAGCUUUGGGGGUCUGGUAGGGGCCUUGCCAGCUAGCAUGUGCCCAGCAACCCCGGAUGCCAGGCCCCGGCCGCCCACAGAGCCCAAAGAGAUGCCCACACCUAAGCCUGCAGGCCCAGGGGAGCUCCCUGUGGCCCCCUCGUCUUCCCCGUGCCCAGCAUUUGGCUUUCCUGCGGGCUUCUCUGAGGCCGAGGGUUUUAGCAAGGCCCCCACGCCCCUCUUGACCCCAGAGGCAGGCAUCGGGAGCAGCUACCCGUGCCGGCUGCAGGCACUGAAUUUCUGCAUGGGGACUGAUCCAGGCCUUGAGCACCUCUUGGCCUCAGCAGCCCCCUCUCCGGCACCACCCACCCCUCCAGCCUCACUCCGGGCGCCGCUGCCCCUGCCAGCUGACCCCAAGGAACCCUGGGUCGCAGGAAGUUUCCCUGUCCAGGGAGGCUCCAGCUACCCAUUGGGGCUGACCCCCUGCCUAUACCGGACACCAGGAAUGUUCUUCUUUGAGUGAAGCCAGCCUGGCCUCAGGCAGUCCCUGCAGGGCCCCUGCCAACCACACCCUCCAGGCUGAGCCUGACUCAAGGAUCUGGGGAGCUUUCAAGGGACCCAGGCCUGACAAGCCAACGACCGGGACAGGAAGCCAAGAUUGGAGUAGUGAACACUCAGCCAGCCCUGGCGCCUCCGGACAGACUUGAGGGAGAGGGGAGGCAG
Molecule: messenger RNA, 1251 nt
Organism: Callorhinus ursinus (northern fur seal)
Lineage: Eukaryota; Metazoa; Chordata; Mammalia; Carnivora; Otariidae
Source: RefSeq, a predicted model, not a curated record